UUUUAUUUAAGAGCAACAGAAUAAUAAAAUCUUUACUAGUGUUCAGUUUAGAAGUUUUAACUUCUAGUUGUCACUUCUAAAUAAAACUUAAUGAGAUUUUAAUUUAACGAUUAAAAUGCAAAAAGUGGUUUUUCUAUGUAUUUUUGCGAUCAUCUGCCAAACAGUAUUUACUGUUGGAUUCGAGAGAACAUGGAUUUUACGCCAAAAACGAAUGACAAAUGAUAAUGAAUGCCGAGCUCUCUUUCCAAGCCCGGAAAAGAAAUUACCUACAUGUUGUCAAAUGCCAAAUAUAUUACCUGGUUUGGACAAUGCUUGGGAAGUAUGCUUUGAAAAGUUCAAACAAUUCAAGGAUAAACAUGCAACAAAAGAAUACAAGGAAAUGGUACACGAAAAUGAGCCACCAUGUCUUUUUCAAUGUGUUUUCAUGCAAUCUGGAUUAACUACUAGCGAUGGCAAAGUCAAUGAAGAUGCUGUCAUAAAAAAAAUGGCGGAAGGAAUGGACAAUGAUGAAAAAUGGAAGUCUAUAUGGCGAAAUACUUUCAAUAAAUGCUUAAAUGAUGUCAAACAAGAAGAUAAAGAACAAAUUAAAGUAAUGAAUACUCCAACAGGAAGAUUGAUGAAGUGUUUCUUAAGAGAUCUUUACAUGAACUGUCCGAAAAAUGUAUGGGUUGAAAAUUCAGAAUGCUCGAAUUUGAAGGAUUUGGUGGAAAAAUGUCCGAAAUUGCCCCCUCCAGUUUUCCAAUCACCACCUAAAUUAAUUUAAUUUAGAAAAUAAAUCAUUUAUAGUAGUAAGGUACUUUUUAGAAAUUAAAAAAUACUUACUACAUUGUGUUGAAUAAUAUAGAUUAAUGGUUUUGAAAUUAAAAAUAAAUAAUGAACACUAGAAUUUAAAAAA
Aphis gossypii (cotton aphid) is the source of this 895-nucleotide messenger RNA. RefSeq names its product general odorant-binding protein 67 (gene Obp49a). Gene Ontology annotation, molecular function: odorant binding. Bases 116 to 763 code for a protein of 215 amino acids. NCBI's taxonomy places the organism in Eukaryota, Metazoa, Arthropoda, Insecta, Hemiptera, Aphididae. The transcript is spliced from 8 exons. The record is from RefSeq and is a predicted model, not a curated record.